This is a messenger RNA of Sphaeramia orbicularis (orbiculate cardinalfish), 7571 nucleotides long. Its product is annotated as zinc finger protein 292-like. Gene Ontology annotation, cellular component: nucleus. Gene Ontology annotation, molecular function: DNA binding; DNA-binding transcription factor activity, RNA polymerase II-specific. The record is from RefSeq and is a predicted model, not a curated record. NCBI's taxonomy places the organism in Eukaryota, Metazoa, Chordata, Actinopteri, Kurtiformes, Apogonidae. Gene Ontology annotation, biological process: regulation of transcription by RNA polymerase II.
GUUGUGAAGAUGGCGGAGGGGGAGACAGAGAGGGAAUAUGACACACGGAAAGCUAUCGAAGAGCUCCGAGAGCGGUUCCAGGGUUUGACCACAGUUCUGAAAGAGAGUUCACAAUCUCCGUUGGAAGCCUCCCUGCAUUUCUGCCAGGAGUUUUGCCAGGUCCUUGUGGAACAUGCUGGUCGUUGGAAAACCGAUGAGGAUCCGCUGCCUUUGCUCGAGGUCUACACUGUGGCCAUCCUCAGCUUCGCAAAGGCUGCCUCCUGUCUCUCCUCCGAAUGUGAAAACGUGCCACUCCUACUUGAAAAGUUAGCACUGAGCUGUGCGGAGCUGCUGCUCUUACUGCCCCAGCAUGUCCCUGGUGCCUUAUGGGAGGAGUUUCAGUCCUCCAUGAAGUUGGCACACAGCCUUUUGCAAGAAAGUGGGAGCACGCAGCUUUGUCUGCUCUCAGUUCUGGCACAGCAGGAUGGCGUCUGGUCCAACACCACACUAAGCAGCAUCUUAUCCAAUGAAAACCCUCAAACUGAGCAAGUUCAUGAAUAUCUUGAGUUGGAGGGUCCCACACUCCUCACCAUGCGAAUAAAGCACCUUAUCAAAGUGGACAGCUCUGACAAAGCUGCUGUCCUUGCAAAGAUGUGCUCAGAGUAUCCGGGAUACGAAGGAAAAGGGAACUUCAAACAAACCUACUUGCUUUGCAUCUGCAUGACAAAAAGUCAGGAGCAGCUUAUGGAAGAGAUUGCGUCAAUAGACUGUAAAGAUGCUCUUGAGAUGAUCUGCAACUUAGAGUCAGAGGGAGAUGAGAAAGGAGCACUCUGCUUAUGUUCAGCUUUUCUCAAGCGACAACUUCUCCAAGGAGAUGUUUAUUGUGCCUGGGAACUCACACUGUUCUGGAGUAAGCUAUUAAUGCGUUUGGAGUCGUCUGCUGAUGCAUUUCUUGGCCACAGCAAAGACAUGGCUCUUCUCAGCAGAAGUGUCUGUCACAUUCUAUUUCUCAUCAAAGUAAUCCAAAAUGAGGUUGGAGAAGUGGGACUUCCAGUGUGUGUGGAAAUGUGCAUUCAGGCUCUGAAAAUGACCUCUAGUGACCAUAAGGAAAGCAAGUCUACUAUUUGCAAGACCAUUUCCUGCCUCUUGCCAACGGAUCUUGAAGUUAAACGUGCAUGCCAGUUGACUGAGUUUCUCCUCCAGCCUACAGUUGACUCAUAUUAUGCUGUGGAGUCUCUAUACAAUGAACCCGACCAGAAACCUGAGGAGGACGGAAGUCUACCAGUGCCCAAUUCUUUACGCUGUGAGUUACUGCUGGCCUUGAAGACACAGUGGCCUUUUGAUCCAGAAUUCUGGGACUGGAAAACACUGAAACGCAACUGCUUGGCACUGAUGGGUGACGAGGCAGCUAUUGUGUCAUCUAUUGACACACUAAACGAUACAGAUGAACAAGAUGUGGAAAGUGCACUUGGCAAACUCCCUGAAUACAAAGACUUGGAGGAUUUUCUGUUAACCACUACAAACGAACUCAAUGAAAUCACAGAUGAAAGAGAAAAAAACAGAGAAGCUAAAAAACUUCGGGAGCAAGGUUUUGUUUCUGCACGCUUCAGAAACUGGAGAGCCUACAUGCAGUAUUGUGUUUUGUGUGACAAGGAGUUCUUGGGGCACAGAAUUGUUCGCCACGCUCAGAAGCAUUUCAAAGAUGGAGUGUAUCUAUGUCCAAUUUGUGCAGACAGUUUUGAAAGUAGGGAGGUUUUAGAGCCACAUGUAGCAUCACACGUAAAGCAGUCUUGCAAAGAGAGGCUAGCUGCAAUGAAGGCUGCAAGGAAGGUAACCAAACCACCUCAGUCGCCUAAAAGCCCAUCAAAAAAUACAAAAGUCGCUGCCAAGAUGUGCAUGAGCCCAGUCAAAAUUGAAUCUAAAAUUGGCAACCAAUCUGUAGAACCCACUGUUAAUUUAGAACAAACUACAUCUGACACACAGAUGAGUCAAGACUGUUUCUGCCCUGUUAAAAACUGUUCCAAAGCAUUCAAAUUUUUCCGUAACCUCAUGGCUCAUGUAAGAUCUCACAAAGAUGACGAAGAGGCCAUGCGGUUUUUAGAGAUACAAAAACAGAAAGUGGUGUGCCAGUACUGCAGGCGGCAAUUUGUUAAUGUCCAACAUCUUAAUGAUCAUUUGCAGAUGCACUGUGGUACUAAACCGUACAUCUGCAUACAGCUGGAUUGCAGGGCCAACUUUAAUUCAAAUUCUGAAUUGCUCAUGCACAGAAAACUGCAUCCAGAAUUUAAGGCACAGUGCAUGUUCCCUAACUGUGGCAAAAUUUUCAGUGAAGCUUACCUGUUGUACGAUCAUGAAGCUCAGCAUUACCUUACCUACACUUGCCAAACAGAUAACUGUGGCAAGGUAUUCUACUCACAGUCUCAAUUCUUGUCUCAUCAACAGAAUCAUUGUACAAACAAUACAGUGAACAACUUGCCUCACACGAAUCAAAUUCCUCCUAUCACUCCAGAUGUUCAACCAUCAGUUGGCAGUGCCCCAAGCAAUGAAGAAUCACUUUCUGCAGUAACUUGCCUUGAACGAAUUAACACAGACACAAAGGAGGCAUCAAAAGCAAACACCUCACCUUGCACAUCACCCGAGGUUGCUAUAGAACCCAUUCCUGUGAGAGUAAAGCACUCGAUUGAAAGUAUGCUGAAUCCUGCAGCAGAUACUGAAAUCAAAGAACCAGAGAAAUGUUACACUCCACUGACAAACCCCAUUCCAGCACCAGUUGAGCUGAAACCAGCACCAGAAGCUCAGCAAACUGACUAUAAUAUAACAGAGGGAGGAGAGAUUCCCCCCGUCUAUUCUGUUCCAAGUGCAACAAAUCCUGUGGCAAAUCAACAGGGAGAUAUGCAUAACAAUGUACAAGGUACUGAAUUUCAGAAAGCGUUUCCACAACUAAUUUCCCCUAUUCAAAUCAAGACAGAAGUUCCUUCUUCGCUGCAAGGAUAUCCUCCCAGCACGCCUGCUGUAACUGGCAAUGAAGAGAACUUGCAUUGCUGCCCAUAUAGCGACUGCACAAGGGCUUACAGUACAAAUAAAAGCCUGUCUAGGCAUGUGAAGAAACAACAUCCUGAAAUAUUUGAAGACUGGAAAUUAGCAAAGAAAUAUAACAAAGUAACCAAGAUUACAGCAAAAAAGACACCGGGUGGAUCAGCUCCACCUAGUCAUCCACAGAAUAUAGGAAACAGGCAACCAAAUCAGCCAGGACUACUAUGCAACAAACCUGGAAUGCAGCAAAUGGAUUACCCAAUGGGAUGUUCAUCCUCACCUGCCCAGUGUUAUCCUGGCUCAAUGGAACCUGUGCCUAUCACUCCAAUGGUUAACCCAACACUGUACCCGUCGUGGGGAAGCCCAAACAAUUCUGGUGGAUUAAUGCAGCCAGACAUGUCCCAGUCAUGGUCUUCACCUCCCAUGAAUAACUAUCCAGAUGCCUUCAACAUGAAUGAAUAUCCCCCCCGCAACUAUCCUCCCUGGCAGGCAGACCCCUAUCAAACCACAGCCCCCCUCCCAACUGAAAGAGAUCAUUCAAUGGCAGUAGUACAAGGCCCAGGUAUGUCUCACGCUCCUUCAGAUUCAAGUUUAAUGUCACAGUAUGUAUCAAGUUCCCUUAUGCUUGACAAUGGAGGGCAGAUGCACAAUGGAGGGCAUCAGUAUGGACUUAUGCAUCCUGAGGGCGGCAGAGACGGUGAGGAUGUGAGAAAAGGCAGUGAAAGUAUGACAGGGCAGCUAGAUAAUGGAAACAGUAUUUCAACAAUUGACAGCCUACCUGAAGGAAGCUACCACACUCCAUAUGCUCAGAGUGAGAACUCUUGUCUUACCCAGAGCUCUUCAGUUGAUAUUCCUAUGAAAUGUCUGAGCCCAGAAGCUCAAGUUGCAUUAAAGGCCACAACUGAAAUAAUUAAAACAGAGAAUAUGGCAACUUACGAACAGAUGGAUAACUCCAUGGAUGGCAUCAUGAGUCCGCACAGUAUUAUUCACACAGAUUACCCUUAUGAAGAGGAUUGCCCAAAUGUUGAAUGCGAGGCCUCAGAUGACAAGAACAGUGACCCCGACUCACUGAAAGGAAAACGCAGCAGGUUGAGCAAGCGAACCAAAUGGCCAGCAAUCAUUAAAGAUGGAAAGGUCAUCUGUAGGAGAUGCUUCAGAGAGUUCACAAGCACCAAGUCUCUCGGAGGUCACCUGUCAAAACGCUCACAGUGCCGGCCAUUAGAUGAAAUUGACCUGACCGCAGAUCUGCCAACAUCUUUUCUUGAUUUUCUUAAUGAUCCUCAUGUCCCUGACACAAAUGGAGCAAUAUACAAUAUGUCAAAUGGUGAUUUCUCACAAGAAUCAUGUAGCUUAACCACUUUGACUGCCCCUAUGACGCUGAAACAGGAACCUCAAAAUACAUACAUAAUGGACUAUUCAAACUCCUCUGUUUCUCCUGAAAACCAGCAAGAGAAAGCAGUACAGCUGGGUAAUCCAGCCCUCCCUGUACCUUAUCAACAAGAGGAUCACUUGAUGGAAAUUUCACAUGCCUUUCAGAGGUUGGAUUUGAUUGAGGCUCAACAAGAAAAGAUGCAGAGUAAUCUGUGCUUAGGACAAAUGGUUAAUCAGUGUAAUACAACUUCUGGCAUUGAUAAAAGCAAGUUACUGAUUAAAAGCGAUGACAGGCCCAUUGAAAAGGUGCCUAAACCUUUUAAAUGUGACCAGGAAGAUUGCGAGUAUUCAUUUAUGACAAAGGAAGCCUUAUUCAAGCACUUGACUAAAAUGCACGAUUUUUCAAAUGAAAUGAUUGAAGAACUAAAACGAACACCAUCCAAACUUUCUCCAUAUCCUUGCCAGAUUUGCCCCAAGACUUUUACCAGAACAACAGGUUUAAGAAUUCACUAUGAAAAAGUCCAUAGAUUAUCAAAAGCAGAGAUGCAAAAAUUAAAAAUUAGUGCCCGAAAUAGGUGCGCAUUCAGACUUAACAAAGAUCAAGUAAUCACAAGCCGUGUUACCAAGGAUCCCAAUGCUAGUCACAUGACACAGUCAGCAACUACUAUAAAACAAGAACCAGUUGACAUUGCCAUUGCACCUCAAACAGGCAAUGAAAGCAUCUCAGAGGUUGCUGAAAUGACAACACCUAUGGAAGUAAUAGGACAAAGCUUCACACAUGAGGUAUCAACUGUUACUCGGCUGCCAUCACCACCAAACUAUUUGACUGACGGUCCUGUUGGUGAAGUGGCACCGUCAAUUCCUGAAAAUCCUCUAGAGCAGCCUAAAGCAGCUGAUAUGAACAAGAGUCCAAAUGUGAAAUCCAGCUUGAAAGAAAAACUCAGCCCAGGCGCAAAGGACAAGCGAGGAAAAUCAGAUGCAUCAGCGAGCAAAAUAAAAGAGCCAAAGUCCAGCCCUCCAUCUGCAUCCAUAUCCAUGUCGCCGGAGAAACCAAGCAGCUCCAAAAACACACCAACAAAGGAUGCCCAGAAGAAAGAAAAAAUUCAGAAAAGGUUGGGGCUCAAAAUGUGCGACGCGGACAAUGCCUACAGUCCAUAUAGACCAUAUCGCUGUGUUCAUGAAGGAUGCUCUGCUGCAUUUACCAUUCAGCAAAAUCUGAUUCUGCAUUACAGGGCUAUGCAUCAGGCAACCCUGCCACCCAGCAAACCAGAAAUUGAGGUUGAAAAGCCUAGUGUUACAAAUGGACAGGAGAGUAUGAGCAAAGACAAUGAAGUAAGGUGUCAAGUGAAAAACUGUUCAAGAGUUUUCAUGGGAAUCACAAGGUUAGUACAGCAUUACCUCUUACUCCACAAGUUUACGCGCGACAAAGCCACGGCAAUGAUGGCCAGCAUGAGUAUAGGGACUUUCAACUGUGACCGGCCAGAGUGUGGCCUCCCCUUCAAUUCUGUAGAAAAUUACAUUGAGCACAUUAAGAAUUACCACAAAGAAAUUGCCAUCUCUGAAAGUGGUUCAGUUGACCCCACUUUCAAGUGUGAGUAUGAGGGAUGUGACCGUGUUUACACUACAAAAUCAAACCUCCUCCGUCACCUGAUAAAAAAGCAUGAAUAUGUUUAUGAUCCUAAAGCUAGUGAUGGAAGAAGGACUAAAUCAGUGGGACUCUUCCCAGGUGUUAACAAUGGGAAAGAGAAUGUUGAAAACAAGUUUAAAAUGAAGAAGAAAAACACUAAAAAGAAAGACGGGAAGUCCAUUGAACAUUGGACUAGUUUUGGAAAGCCAACACUAAAAUCCCACGAGGAGGCAUCAGCCAUGUGCACCAAGAAGUCUGCCUUGCAGUAUCCAUGCAUGAUAAUAGGAUGUGAUGCAGUGGAGCGGGCAGAAAGAAGCAUAUUUAAGCAUUACACCACUCAUGGCCUCACAGAAAGAUACAUUGAAGACCAGAGGAGCCAGUUCAUUUUUUGCAAAAAGUACUCACGCGCAAGAUUCAAAGAAGCAAACAAAUCAGAGGGUGUGCCAAGUUCUUCAUCAGAGGAGACGGAACCGGAACUGGAACCAGAACCAGAACUAGAACCAGAAGAUGUCGAGAAAUCCAGUGACCAGAAACCGGAGGAACCGGUGGAGAGAAUAGGCCAAGAGGACACCAAGCAGUCCAAUGAAGAGAAUGCAGAAUCUCAAGCUUCCACCUGUCCUGGAACAGAAACAGGACCUAAAAGAGGCCGUCCUAGAAAACCUGCACACCCCACACCAGCUUGUCCAGAGCGGAUGCAGACUCUUAGGAAUCGUUCUACGGUCAACAACUCAAGAGAGAACUCAAAUCCUGGGACUCCUACAGCCCAAGAACAACGUGAGGAAACAGUUGUACCAGGGUCUUUCAAGCCAUUAGGACUUGAAGACUCUUUCCUUAAGUUCUUGGAAACGUCAGAGUCAACCCACACUUCCAAACGCAAAUUAAAUGACAGAUCUAGUUCUGAACUGCCGUCCAAAAGACAACCAUCUCUCAGACAGAAAUCUACGAGAUCUAAAUUAAUUUCUGAAUCUAGAGGCUAUGAAAGUCUAGUUGACUUCAGAAACCCCCUUAAUCUCAAAUCAGUGAGUAAUGUCAAGAUUGUUAUGGAUAAAAGAUUUUCAGACGGUGCUGAUCUUUUGCUAAAGCAGCUACAAGAUAUGAAGCCCAUGAUCCUAAUAAAACGGUGGCUCUAUAGCGGAUCAUAGCCCGAGUCUUUUUCAAUUUAAUCUCACUCAGGAUUUGAGAAGUAUGCUGCAGAAUGGUUCAUUUGUUAAUGCAUCAAAUUUCCAACUGUUAACACUCACGGUCACAGUUAACAAUGAAAUGGCCUAUUUUGUACUUUAAAAAAAUGUCUUGGAUGAUUUUAAGUAUGUAUGUUAGUUAUAAUAACCAGGUAAUCUAUAGGGCAUAGAUUUUAGACCACGUUUGUAUUUAUGCUUAGUACUGAAGAUGUUUUUUUUUUCUUUUGCUAAAUGGAGACUUUUAAAAGAAAACUAUGUUUUUAUAUAUCCCUAUGGGAUUUCAAGUUCUGUUUGUAUUUAUUUCAUCCUUUUUCAACACUAGUAGACCUAUCUGUAAUAUUUACAUGUCUUCCACAAAGUGUUCAAUAAAAUGUUACUGGUUC